AGGUCUCUAUGGCUGUGGUUGACAAAAUAUGCGCGCGUUUUCAGUCUCGCUGGACUCCUCUUCUCCUCUCGUUGUCUUCUCCCACUCUGUUCCUCCUCCCAUUCCACUUGUCCCCACCGGAAUUCCAACCCUUCUCUCCACAAUCAACGCCUCCCAAUUCGUUGUUCUCACGGCCAGCCGUCUCUAUUGCAACUGCACAGAUUCCCCUUCGUCAUCGAAUUCCACUGAUUACGAUGACGAGAAUGAGAUUGAUAGUGACGAGGUUACCGAUGAUUACUUGUUUUCGUCCGAUGAGAUUUCAGAUUCCUCGCAGGAGGACGGUGUGUAUAUUGAGAUAGAGAGGCUAGGGAAGCGGACCCGCAGGAUUCGGGCAAAGAUUGCCAUCGAGGCCUCACUUGACACGAUUUGGGAUAUCUUGACUGAUUACGAGAAGCUCGCGGAUUUCAUUCCCGGACUUGCUGUUAGUCAAUUGGUCGAGAAGAGAGAAAAAUUUGCUCGACUCUAUCAGAUAGGGCAGCAAAAUUUGCUAUUUGGGCUGAAAUUUAAUGCUAAAGGCAUUUUGGAUUGUUAUGAGAAAGAUCUGGAGAACUUCCCCUCAGGGAAGAGGCGUGAUAUUGAAUUCAAAAUGACUGAAGGAGAUUUUCAACUCUUUGAAGGAAAAUGGACCAUUAAACAGGUAACCUUUCUUCUGUCAUUAAGUUGGCUUAUCUAUACUUUUGUCCCUUCGAAUUUCUAGUGUUAAACUGUGCUGCCUAUUACUUAUUUUCAUUGGUGGCUUUCCUCUCAUUGUGGCAAUUGAUAUUAGUUGUGUAAAUUGGCUAUUUAAAAUUA
Messenger RNA from Tripterygium wilfordii, 831 nucleotides. RefSeq lists its product as uncharacterized. Lineage: Eukaryota; Viridiplantae; Streptophyta; Magnoliopsida; Celastrales; Celastraceae. The transcript has 2 exons. The record is from RefSeq and is a predicted model, not a curated record. Bases 29 to 736 code for a protein of 235 amino acids.